Messenger RNA from Microdochium trichocladiopsis, 803 nucleotides. RefSeq lists its product as uncharacterized. Lineage: Eukaryota; Fungi; Ascomycota; Sordariomycetes; Xylariales; Microdochiaceae. The record is from RefSeq and is a predicted model, not a curated record. The coding region runs from base 180 to 737 and encodes 185 amino acids. The transcript has a single exon.
AUUGGCUUUGCUCCCAGCCCUUCUGCGCUUUGGCAUCUUUGCAUUUGGUAUCAUCAACGAGGCGCAUCUACUUGCUUGGUGAAACUCAAUCGUUCCAUUGCGUGCUUGUCCCAGCGUCUACGUGAACGUUCGGAUAUACGCAGACUGGCAGCGCACGCCGAUCGCGGGAGCGAGCAUCAAUGUUCGUCGACUUCGCCAGCACACUCACUACCUGCCCACUGCAGCAGCGACUGAGACAGUCUUGGGUGCGCAUCAUUCUUGGAAAUUACCGUCGGUGCUUCACUAUGGUACCCUGGCUGCCAAAGAAUCGCGACUCAUCUGGCCCCGUGUGUUACACUGCGAUGUCUGCCACAACAGGCUGCUCGCAGGAGCCGGGUCGAGGUUCUCGUGACACGGUCUGUUCAGUUGCACUCGAUGAUGUUGUUCCUGUGCGACUUCGAUGGCUUGCGCAUGCCGCGGGAAGAUACAGAAUCUGUGGGCAGGCGAAACAAGAUUCGGCUUCCAUCCACCACUCCAACGCGUGUUACAGCACAUGCAGGCGCCUUUCGCACCGAUACCAGCGACUCAGACUGGCAGACAAUUCUCCCUCACGCCGUUGUCGACAACUUACAUUAAGUCGCGGCGUUGCCAAAAAUGCCCUGGGCUUCUCGAAGGCUUUCCUGUUCCUCACAUGGAUUUCGACCAAGUGCGCAUCACCCAUGAGCGUGAGCCGUCGCGGACUGGUCAGCGUUCGGUGAAAGAAACACUGCUAUGCAUUAUAAACUGGCUUGGCUCCCCUUGGACCCAUUGUCAUCCCAGGUCUC